AUGUCCACCAUGCACUUCUCCACUACCCUUCUCGCUUCUUUCCUCGCUCUUGUCGCUGCUGCUCCAAGCAACCCGAAGUACCUGACCUUCCCCAUCACCAGGCACCACAAUGACUCUGACUUUGUGCAGCAGCACCACCAUCUGCUGACCCGUCAGGCCCCCAUACCCGUCGACAUCCUCAACAAAGGAGCAUACUAUUCAAUUGCCCUUAAUCUGGGUACUCCUGCCCAGGACUUCAACCUGCUACUGGAUACUGGAUCCUCCGAUCUGUGGGUCUACAACAUUACUGACACCACUGACUGCAACAACAACCAGUGUGAUGUCACCGGUCAGUUUGAUGGGUCCGCGUCCUCCACCUACAACUUCCUCAGCGAUGACUACUUCAUCCAGUACGUGUCUGGAAACGCCUCUGGAAACUGGGGAACCGACACUCUUACUCUCGGAAGUGUUUCACUAACAGACUUCCAGUUUGCCUGCGCCAGCAACGCUGCCGGAAACACCGGUAUACUGGGUAUCUCAGUCCAGGGUCAGGAGUCUGUCGGACGGUACGGAUCGGAGUACCCCAACUUCCCCGUUGCCCUGCAGAACGCCGGAUACAUUGAUCGACAGGUCUACUCUCUGUACUUGAACAACGCCGACUCUUCUGACGGAACAUUCCUCAUUGGUGGUAUCGACACAGCCAAAUACAGUGGAAGUCUCACAGUUCUACCACUUACCCAACAGGAUGCUCUCCAGAUCUCCUACAACAGCAUCACCUACGAUGGUGCUCAGGUCGGAGGCUCAGGUCAGGCUGUUCUCGACUCUGGAACUUCCCUUACUUACAUCCCCGAUGCUGCUUACCAGGCCCUGGCCACCAAGCUGGGUCUCUCUUCUUCCCCCGACCCUAUCAGCGGUCUCAUUGACAUUCCCUGCGACUCAGACGUGUCUGUCGAGUUUAACUUCGACGGAGUGAUCAUCACUGCCACUUCCGAGCAGAUUGUUCUUUCCACUGGAGGUUCUACCUGUGGCUUUGGAAUCCAGUCCAACGCCAACUCUCAGGGAAACACCCUCUUUGGUGACACCUUCCUGAGAAAUGCCUAUGUGGUCUACGAUCUCCAGGACUCCCAAAUUGGUCUUGCCCAGGCCGUCUACACCUCUGCCUCUAACAUCCAGGCUCAAAAUGGCCCUCUCUCCAACUAG
This is a messenger RNA of Yarrowia lipolytica CLIB122, 1179 nucleotides long. RefSeq lists its product as uncharacterized. NCBI's taxonomy places the organism in Eukaryota, Fungi, Ascomycota, Dipodascomycetes, Dipodascales. The record is from RefSeq and is a predicted model, not a curated record. Gene Ontology annotation, biological process: proteolysis. Gene Ontology annotation, molecular function: aspartic-type endopeptidase activity.